Crotalus tigris (Tiger rattlesnake) is the source of this 7219-nucleotide messenger RNA. It is a transcript of the gene DNAJB14, whose product is annotated as DnaJ heat shock protein family (Hsp40) member B14. Gene Ontology annotation, biological process: cellular response to misfolded protein. The record is from RefSeq and is a predicted model, not a curated record. The coding region runs from base 331 to 1389 and encodes 352 amino acids. Lineage: Eukaryota; Metazoa; Chordata; Lepidosauria; Squamata; Viperidae. The transcript has 8 exons. Gene Ontology annotation, molecular function: Hsp70 protein binding. Gene Ontology annotation, cellular component: endoplasmic reticulum membrane.
GACAGCUCCGCUACCGGCUGCAGAACUUCCCGGAAGCGAGAGGAGCAGAAGCGGCUCUGCUAUUUGUCGGCCUAGACUCUUCGGGGUCUCAGGCGCGACGUUUGUGGAAACUGGGUCCUUGGCGAAGGGAGGACGAUGUACCGGAAGAGCGCCGGCGGCAGCGGCCUAAAGUAAGUCUAAGGCCGUGCGAGCGAAGUCGUCGUCGCCGCCGCCGAGUCAGCCCCGGCGCCCGGUUCCCUCGGCGCCCGUCCGGCUGGCCCCGCAGCUCUGGCCCCGUCAGGCUCCUUUUCUCUGCGCUGCGGCGGGCGGAGGCGGCGGAAAGAAAAGCCUAUGGAAGGGAACCGGGACGAGGCGGAAAAAUGCAUCGGAAUCGCACGAGAGGCCCUGGAAACCGGGAACCGGGAACGGGCGCUGCGCUUCCUCAGUAAGGCCCAGAAGCUCUAUCCGACGGAGACCGCCAAGGUAUUAUUGGAGGCAAUUAUGAAGAAUGGGAGUACAGCUGGAAAUGGUACUCACUGUCGAAAACCAGCAAAUAAAAAUGAUAAAAGUAAAAUUAACAACAUGAAGGACAACAGUGCAUCUGCUGCAGGUGAAGUUGGGAAGACUUACACCAAGGAGCAAAUUGAAGGAGUACAAAGCAUAAAAAAAUGUAAAAAUUACUAUGAGGUCCUUGGAGUGUCAAAAGAUGCAGGUGAAGAAGACUUGAAGAAAGCUUACAGAAAGCUUGCUCUGAAGUUUCAUCCUGACAAAAAUCACGCACCAGGAGCAACGGAAGCUUUUAAAAAAAUUGGCAACUCUUAUGCUGUGUUAAGUAAUCCAGAAAAACGCAAACAGUACGAUCUUACAGGCAGCGAAGACCCCUGCAAUCAACCAGGCAGUGGUAGAUUUAAUUUCCACAGGGGAUGUGAAGCCGAUAUUACCCCAGAGGACCUCUUCAACAUGUUCUUUGGAGGAGCCUUUCCAACAGGAAGUGUACAUUCUUUUUCUAACGGACGGUCUGGAUAUAGUCACCAUAAUCAGCAUCGUCAUAGCGGACACGAAAGAGAAGAGGAAAGGGGUGAUGGGGGGUUCUCCAUGUUCAUUCAGUUGAUGCCAAUUAUUGUGCUGAUCCUUGUUUCUUUACUUAGCCAGUUGAUGGUAUCCAAUCCUCCUUAUUCCUUAUAUCCAAGAUCGAGUUCAGGGCAGACAAUCCAGAUGCAGACAGAAAAUCUGGGUGUGGUUUAUUAUGUCAACAAGGACUUUAAAAAUGAAUACAAAGGUCCAAAUUUGCAAAAGGUGGAAAAGAGUGUGGAAGAAGACUAUGUCUCAAAUAUUCGAAAUAACUGUUGGAAAGAAAGACAACAAAGUAAAAACCGAUUUACUCUAUGCAGCAAAAGUAUAUCGGGAUGAUCGCCUACGAAAGAAAGCAGAAGCUAUUUCCAUGGACAACUGCAAAGAGCUAGAACGAUUAACCAGCAUCUAUCGAGGAGGAUGAGCUAAAUUUUUGACCUAUAUUGCUUGACGUACAUGCUUUCUAAGAAAAAUACUAUUUCAUCAUGACAAGUGAAAAGGAGAGAUGUAAAAAAUUCACUCUGUAGCUAUUUCCAAAAACCUUACCCUAAAGUUUCAAUAUUAUUUAAUAGCCUCUUUAUGUAGUCUGAAAUAAAGGACAAAGAUGGUUUACAUCAUUGAAUUGUUCUUUAUAUUUUACUCCCAAAACCUCUGUGAACUUUUCCACAAGAAAGAAAACAUUUUGGACAAGCUGCUCCACUAGAGACGUAGAAGUAGUGGUUCUCUUAUUAUACUUGGCAUGUAAAUAUAUGUGAGACAAUUACUUAUAUGUAUAUAAAAUGUUUAUGGACAUCUGAAGGCAUUUAGAAUAUUAAAAGUUUUAAUAGGUGGAAUACAUAAUAUGACUACAUUAUUACUUAUUCAGAUGUCAGGUAUAUGGAACUAAAGAAAUAGAGGUUUUAGGUUUCUUUUUUCAUUUAUUUUCUCCUCGUUAACAAAAUUAAGAUCUAUGCUGGAAAAGAGAAAUGUUGUAUAUUGAAUGUACAUGAGUUCCUAAUAGCAGAAUAUUUUGGUGUUCCAAAAGAAAUCAGUUAAGCAAAAGCUGCUUUUCAAACUCCUCAGUUUGAUUUUUAUUUUUUUAAAAAUAAUCAUUCAAUAAUUUUGGAGUGUUUUUAACCAGCUCCAGGUCCUGUUUUGCUAUCAGAAGUUGGUUAAGAAAGUUAUUCUUAAAGUUCAGCCUUGUGCCUUUGUUUUGUGGUUACUUGGUUCACCUUAUUUCUGAAUUAUUAUCAAUACUAAUAGAAGCCAUGGUCUUGUUCAAGGAUGUGAGUUAAAAUCAUAAUAUAUCUUCUUCAGGCCAUAUGUAUAUGAAGGGUAGAACUAAUGAUAAAAGUGAUCUGCUUCUAAAGAUCAUAUAUGAAAUAUUGCUUAUAUAAUCACUUUUGCCAGUUUAAAUUUAAUGUGAUUUUGCAAGAAUUAAAGACAAGACUUGGAAUUUCAGAAAUGAAUUUGUAUGUUUAUAAGCUACCAUAUAAUUAAUAUGGAAAAAUAUUUAUUUUUAUUAAUUUGUAUACUUUGUUCUAAGGGCAGCCAAUGUGGGAAAGAUUAGAAAGUAGCUUUCAAAUGAAUCAGCAGAUCAUUGUAAUAUAAAGAUGCCAUUUUUAAUUGAAAGAUGGUACUUCAGAAUAAUUUCAUUGAAACAACUUGCAUUGUGAUCUGUUGCAUAUAAAGUUUAGUUUUGAAAACUUGUAAUUUGUCAUAGGUGGCGUUUAAAUUGCUUAGUCUUGACUCAUAAGGUCACACGAACAGUUUCAUUAUUGCUAUGGAACAAAAGCCCAACCAAUAUGUGAAGGGCUUUUCUUUUAAACAGAUAAUUAUAAAGCCACAUUAUUUCAGAACUAUUUUAAUAGUACUUCAACGUUUUUUGUAAAAAGAGAAAAAUGUAAAAUGAGUUUUGGAUUUAAAAAAACGUUCUGGGAACAUUCCCAUCAUAGCAUUUUUAGUUAGCAAGUUUCUUUGUUGUUCUGAAUUAAUUUCAAAAUGAAAUUCAGUUAUGAGCUUCACUGAAAAAAGCAAGCCUACUGUAAUCUAUUUUCCCUCAUCUGCAAUCAAAUUGUUGAACAAAUAGUAUAUAUAAGAUUCUGUCAAACUAUUUUAGUUAUGUCUUCAGUUUUAUAGAGGAAUAAACAAUACAGAUUCCCUGUAAUUUUAGUUAUCUAUUUCAUUAAUGAAUUUGAUUUAUUUUGAAGAUCACUCAGGCUUCAUAGAGUUGCAGAAUUAUUUUUUUAAUCUUAUGCUGAAAUUACAGGUACCAUUAUCAUUUUAAGUUCUAUACGAACGCACCAGCGUUGGUCUCUGACCCUUCCUUAUAGGAAGAAAUGAUAAAGGAUAGAAAUAGCAAAAUAAAGUAAUGGUAAAUCAAAUUUUUAAAAUUUGAAUAUUCAAAAUUUUGUAAUUUGGUUCUAAAAUCAAUUUAGGUAUCCCAACAUCUCAUAAAUGAUCAUUUAAUUCCAAGUAAAUAUGUUAUUAUGAAUUCUAUGUUUUCUGUAAAUUAAUGAUUGCAAAAGUAGAUAGUUUUAUAACAUCCACACAUGAUUAUUUUUAUUUGAAUUUCACUGAUAUUGGAACAGCACAGAAGCCUAAUUAAAUGUUGUGUGAUAAAUUUGUGCAAUAGCAUGCUCAAAAAUCAUUAAGCAAACUUGGACAAAUCAAGUAAUCCAAAGUUAAAUGCAUUCAUGAUACAGGAAUUUAACAGAUUCUGCACAGAGAUUUAUGAUUGAGACCUUAGUUGGCCAAUAACGCGCAUACACAGCUAUUGAGAAUGUCAGAGGGUGCUCUAGGAGCAUUUUACAUUUGUAUAAGUCUCUGGCCAAGCAAUCAGAGCCUGAACUGGGAUAAACUGAAGCUCAAACUUGGGGGGAGGGGGAAUGGAGGGAUAAGAAAGCUUUCAAAACCUGAAGUUUAACCAGUAGGUAAGCUGAAUGAAGAUAAAAGAAACUUCUAUGGUCAUCAAAAAUACUUGGUAACUUUCAUUUGGUAGUUGAUUUUCAAGAUUUUCAUUUAACAUUUCCAUAGUGAAUCCAUGGGCUUAGAUCUAAAGGUGCAUUUUCUCUAGGAAGUUGUAUUUUAAAGUGACACUCCUCUUUAUAUUGAUUCUCCUCACCUGCUGCACCUCAUAAUAUACUUCAUCUUAAUCUCUUAAGAGCAGGUGUUUGGGAAAUUGCUAGUAAGAGUAGUAGAAAGCCUGCUUGUUCAAAUUGUGUCUCUUAAUCCAAAGCCCAAGUAAAACUUGGUGAAAUUAGUGGAACUUUUUCUCAAAUAAUAUGUGAGUUUUGGAUCUCCAAGGGUGAACUACUAGUUCAUAACAGACUAAUUAGCCCUAUUAGUUUAUAUGCAAACAAUAUACUAGAAUGUUUAUACUUAUGAAUUGUAUUUAUCCCUCUGGUUAGGAAUAAGGAUAUAGAAAAUUAUGUUGAUUAUUUGCAUCAUACCUUCCUUUAGGUUUCUAGAAUUGGGAUAAUAUUUGCUUUAUAUGAAAUUGGUAUAUAAUUAAGCUUCAACUUUCAAGAACAUUUAUUCUCCUAGAAGUAUUUUCCUCUAGGAUUAAUAAGUGGAAAGCAUAUUAAAUAGUAUUAGUAAUGAUGGAAAACAUGGACAGUAUUUCACUUUAAACAUAGCUUUCAACUAUAAUUUUAACCAGGAUUUAUAAUGACAUUUUACUAAAAGUUUUAUCUUCAUUAUUAAGAAAGUCUGUUCUUUCACACUCCAAUUUAAUUGGACUAUAACCUGAUCGCUUUGCACUUUUUAUUUUUAGUUGAAAAUAGCCACAAGGGCUAUAAAUUUGAUGACAGAAUUUUGCCAGGUACAGAAGUGUUAAAUCAUUUCCAUGAACACCCGAAUCUCAAUCUACUCGUUUUAUUACCAAAUCAUGUUUUUAAGUUUUGGAAGAAAAAAAAGUGGUUUAGUUAAACAACAAAGGAAAAAUAAUUUUAAAAAGUCUUUCACCAUCACAGCUAUUCCAACCAAAGAUGAAGCUUCUUUUGAAUGAACAAAAAGUUGGAAGAUAUGUUUAUAGUUCUCUUAUAAAUUUGUCCAGUUCUGUUUUCCGUACUACAGGUUACUUAAGUUUGGGACACUUGGUUAAGACAUUUUUAAUUCCUUUGGCCUAAAUGUUUCAUGAGUGGAAGGGUUACUGGCUUCUUUUAAGUUGCUUUGAUAUAUUAAAAAAAAAAUUGCAAGCUCUUUUUUCUUUCUUUAGAAUGUCAGUUGGAUACAUUACAAUCUCUGUUUCACUGCUUUAAACAGUGCAGUAUACAACAGUUUCCAGUUUUCAAGGCAUUAGGUAUAACUACACCAGACAAUGUGGUUAUGAUUUAAUGAGCCAUAAUUCUUAACAAAGCCCAAAUAGGCUUCCUCUGUUAAAAAAUACAAAACUUUCUUAUUAAAAAUAAUUUAAAACAAAUAUCAAAAGCUCUCUUCUAAUAUGGCAAGAAACAAUCCAUCAAAGUAAAUGGAGCAAUUGAGGGAAAAUCAUAUCUAAUAGGCAGAUCUUGCAGUACAAGAAUUAUUUUCAAGAAUAAAAAUUCUAUUAAUAGCAACCUUACAUGAAAGUUUAAGCAUAUUCUAAAACAUGGAUGAUUGCUUUUUGUGAACACAAAUCAACUGCUGAGGUUUCUGGAUGGGCUUUUCCAAAUCAGCCCCAUGGAAAUUAAUACAGGUUGCUCUACAAAAGUGCCUAAUAAAUUAGGGCCCCAAAGAUUCAGAUUAUCUAUAGCCUAUGUAAUAUUAAUAUUACAACAGCUUUUCUGAUUUGCAAAAUAACGGCAUGCCUCUAGAUAAUAUGCCAGCUUUGUUACAAUUUUGAUUUAAAAAUUAUAUGCCUUACAUUAAGGAUUAUGUUAAGGUUGCAUAUUUAUAUUUAUUUAUUUUUGUUAGCUUAUGUGUUUUCUUUUCACUGCACCAAAGUCUUUUGGUUUGGGAACUGCUGCUCUUAUAAAUGACUAUGUAUGCAUCUGUGUAUUGCUGUAUUUCCUAGCAUCAUACCUCUAACUUGUGAUUGUAUAAUAUUGUAUGACUAAAUAUGUCCAGAGAGUAGCACAAGUAGUAGGGAUUUGGAUGUCAUAACAAGAAAAAAUGCCUGGAAAUUGCCAUUCCUUUUCUUUCCUUGAUAAUCUUGCCCACUUUCAAUUGGGAUACAUUAGUUGAGAGGUGAGGUCUGAACCUUCACUGCAAUGAGACUGUCUUGGCUUAUGUCUUUGCUUCCACAUAAUGCAUAUAAGGAGACAUGAGCAAAAUUUGUUGAUCACUUGCAAAUAGAAAAUUAAAAAACAGAAACUGCCUUAAUGGUGGGUUGCUCACUGCAAAGGUUGUGUGCAAAUUCAUCAGUAAAUAUUAGCGAUGCUCAUAAUGAUAGUUUGCAAUAAGAGCUUCUAUCUAUGGCUUCAUAUCAUGUAAUUAGCCAAUUUUAGUGCUAGUUCAGGUUCUUCAGAUAUGUUCAAAUGUCUGUACGUCUCUAUAUGGGAGGACAUACUGGAUGAUAUACAAUCAGAACUAAGAACAAGUCCAUUCUUUUUUCCGAAAUUUCUGUCAAAAUCUGUUCUAGACAAAUUUCCUGGGGGAGAUAUUCAUGUAGCACAGAGGAAGAAAAAAGUUUGGUUGUAGGAGCAAACCUCUGCUCAUGAAAAUUAAGAUUUUACCCUCUAGUUCUUACAGAAUCUGUUAAUUAAAACCUGUGUGGAUUUGCUUUUUUCUAAAAACUAUACAUAUUUUCCAUUUGAAUAAAGUUAAAUAAUAGAGAUGUCUUACCAACAGACAUUUCUUAACUGUUUGCUAAUCUUUCACAAAGCAAUCUGAUAACAACUACAGUUUGCUCAUAAGUUUUUAUAAAACUUGAUUAAAUAUGCAAGUUUCAGUUGGCGGGGGCUCCGCGAGUAUAAAUUUAUUGUCAAGUAAAUACAUUUAGAAUUUGCUUGACCUGUUCUGUCUGCUUUAAAAAUCUAAAUGGACUUCAGUGUUAAUUCUUGGAAGACCUGAUAAUGUUUAAAAUUAAGCUUUAAAAAUCUAUCAAAGAUGCCCAGUAACAAAAAUCCUUUAAAAUUUAGAAUGGCAUCUUACAAAAGAGAUCUUAUUUUAUUUAUCUGUACAUUUAUGGUUAGGAAUAAACAAAAUUUUAAUUUGUAAUGUACCUAAUAUCUGACUUAUAUCAAAAUAAAACUAUUUUCAGUGUGAA